This is a messenger RNA of Cuscuta europaea, 4483 nucleotides long. The record is from the annotation of a GenBank genome assembly. NCBI's taxonomy places the organism in Eukaryota, Viridiplantae, Streptophyta, Magnoliopsida, Solanales, Convolvulaceae.
GGAAAUGCUCUUCGCAAAGCUGCUAAGCUCAAUAAAAUUUCCUUUUUGUUCUUCCGAAAUUUAGAAAAUAAUAUCGAGCGGUAAAGAAGAUUCUUACGGCUAAAAAACAAUCCGGAGGAUUUUGAACGGAAACUGUAGUUUAGCGGGAACAUAAAUAAUUUGAAGAAUCAAAGCCUUCAGAUUUCAAAGCUCCACUUCCGCCUAGACAAUGGAAGACGCUAUACAGAGAAUAGCGACAGAUAUUGAAACCCAAACCACCAUUUCAGAAUCUAAUCUCAAAGAACUCCAAACGCUCUUAGAUUACACCCUAAGCACCCAAGAUCCCACAGAUCUCGAAGCCCUCUACAAUGAAAUUUCUUCAAGAAACCUCCCUCCCACUGCUCUAUCCAACUCAAUAUCCUCAACAAUGGACUCUGGUCCACCCCAUGUUUCAAUCCUGGCAUCCACUGUUUACUUAUCUCUUCUUCUCUCCCCAAGCUGUCCCGUAUUUACUAUUUUCACCCCCAUGGCUUUUCAGUCGCUUCUCCUGUCCAUUCGCAGAGCUUUGAAAAGCACGCGUGUGCCUUCUGAAGGGGGUUCAGGGUCAAGAAAGCCUGAAAGGAAAGGAAAGGGGCGUGGUCGAGGAGGUCCAGGGAAGAACAGAGGAAAGAAUGUGGAGCAUUGUGAGGACGUGGGUGAAGAAGAUAGGGUUUUUGAUGUUACAGUUUUGUUCUGUGUACUUGAGAGGCUGGAAUCGGUUAUGGGUUUGGUCCAUUUGGAUAGGUUUCCUGAUUGUUUAAGGACUUUGGUUCAAACUGUGGCUGACAUUCCUGUAAUGGCAAGUGAAUGCCCUGGGGGUUCAAGGGUGUACGCUAGGUUAUGUGAGUUGUGUUCACGGCUCCUAAGGGAAGUCCUUAAGCCUGAGCACGGGGAUCCGAGGGUCUCCUCUGCUGAGCUUUUGAAGUCAUUGACACCUUUGAUUCUUUUGGUUAAGUCUCAAGCAAAAACAUUUGCUUUAGAAUUUAUAGUGAUCAGGAUGGUGAGUAUGGCCAAAGGUUCUCCUAUAAUAAAGGAAGCAGUUGUGAAUUUGCCUAAGUAUUUGGUUCACAAGUCUCCAGAAAAGGCUGAGCCUAGAGCUUCAGCUGUGGCCUCCAUACUACAGAUUGUUAAAGUUCUAGACUUUGAGGAUCAAAUUGCGUUUGCUGAUUUUGUAGUGAAGAUGAGCCAAGGGAAGGCAAAUUUAAGGCUUUUGGCCGUGGACCUCUUUCCAGCAUUGUUAAUGUCAAUAAAAGAUCCAUUAGGAUGGAAUUCAGAUACCGGUGUUGAGAAUUCUUGGGGUUUGAGAUGUUUGAGUGCACUGAUUCAGCGGUGCUCUGAUUCAACAGCUGGGAUUAGAGCUCGGGCUUUGACCACUUUAGCAAAUCUGCUGGUACAUUUUUCUGGGGAUGUUAAGAGCAGAUCAGCGAUGAAGGGAUUAAUGGGGUUCGGAAAUGAUGGAUCUAAUCUGGCACAAGAUGGAAUCAUCUUUAUCUUGAAAAGUCGGUGUGCGGAUGAGAAGGCUGCAGUUAGGAAGGCUGCUCUCCUUCUGAUAUCCAAGUUGACAUCUCUAUUAGGCAGUGCUGUUGAUGAAGAUUUGAUAAAGACAGUGGGCUUUGCUUGUUAUGAUCCACUGGUUAGCAUAAGGAAAGUGGCAAUCUCAGCUCUAUCUGAGAUCAUGUUUUGAUAUGUUAUACAGGCUUUUAGAUUGGCCUUAGGAGACUUUAUAACAAAAGAGUGGCUUCAUUCGGUUCCACGUCUAAUAGCUGAUAAUGAAACCAGCAUCCAGGAAGAAUGUGAAAACUUGUUUCUUGAAUUGGUUAUUGAUCGAAUCGCACAAGUUAGUUCUAGUCGUUCUCCCCACCAAAUGCCCAAAUUUUCAGGUUCAAGUGGAAGUUCCAGAAACUCAGACAUGGAAAUUGAACAAUCAUGCAACGGUGGACUUUUAUGUCUGUUGAGAGAGAUGUGUAAUAGUGAGGUGGCACCUUGGGUGAAGAAGAUUUGUGCAAGUUUAGGAAAGAAAAAAAAACUAAAACCGAAGAUUGCUGUAGCACUUCAAAAUAUCAUAAAGACAUCUGAAUCUCUGUGCUUAAGAGAAUCAAUGCCAAUAGAGAAGUGGACCGCACCUUUAGGUUCAUGGUUUCUUUUAUCAGAGGUGUCUGCAUUCCUCCCUCGAGCGGUUGAAUGGGAGUUCCUUCGUCAUCAUUGGCAGCUUCUGGACAAGCAUAAACCUAACAAUAAUGGUGAAAACCAGUUUGUGCAAGGCAAUUCAAACACUGAGGACAUUGACACAACCGAAUCAAAUUCUGUUACUUGGGCUGGAGAUCGUGUUUUUCUUUUGCAAACAAUCUCUAAUGUUUCUGUGGAGCUCCCCGCGGAGCCUGCAGCUGACCUGGCUCAUGAUAUUUUCACUCGUCUAGAGCAGUUCAACAUGCACUCAACAGAGGUUGAUGCUCAUGUAAAAGCUCUUAGAACACUGUGCAAGCGAAAGGCUAUGAGUCCUGAGGAGGCGGAUUCCCUUGUUACAAAAUGGGUUCAACAACUCUUGUCUGACGUGUCCAAAAUUCUAGAUUUGUAUAUGUCAAAGAACAAAGAAAUGAAGGAACAAAGUGCAUUUCUCACACCUCAACGUUUUGGAAGUGAAAUGGGGAAAGCAACUGGUGUAUCAUCACCAUUACUAUCACGAACAUUGACUGCAGUUCAUACCUUGGGAAGCCUGGUUAUGGUUUGCCCUUCGGCUGAUUUGAAAUCCAUAAUUCCAGUUUUACACACAAUAAUCACUUCUGAUGGUACUGAUCAGAGGGCUAAAAAAUUACCAGGGACUUCGGUUUCUAUCAAGCGAACAGCUCCUUCCCUGUAUGUUCAAGCUUGGGUAACCAUGGGCAAGAUCUGUCUUGCCGAUGGAGACCUUGCAAAGCGUUACAUUCCUCUGUUUGUCCAGAGGGCGUUGACACAGUUCCUUAUUUUCAUGUACAUGCUUUUCUAGGAGCUUGAAAAGAGUGACUGUGCUGCUCUUCGUAACAACAUAGUUGUAAUGAUGGCAGAUUUUUGUGUACGACACACAGCUCUAGUGGACUGUUAUCUAUCGAAGAUAACUAAGUGUCUAAGGGAUUCGUGCGAAUUAGUUAGACGGCAGACAUUUAUACUACUUGCAAGACUAUUACAGAGAGACUAUGUGAAGUGGAGGGGAGUUCUGUUUUUGCGGUUUUUAUUCUCUCUCAUCGAUGAAUCUGAGAAGAUAAGACAGCUGGCCGAUUUCCUGUUUGGGAAUAUCUUAAAAGUGAAGGCACCACUUUUGGCCUAUAAUAGCUUUGUGGAAGCUAUAUAUACCUUAAAUGACUGCAAUGCUCAUACUGGAUCUAGCAACUCCCAGAGUUCAAGAAGCGAAACACAUCUUUUCUCAAUCAGAGGAAAUGAUGCGAAGUCAAGGUCUUCAAGAAUGCACAUUUAUGCCACCUUGCUUAAACAGAUGGCUCCAGAACAUCUUUUAGCAACAUUUGCUAAAGUAUGUGCAGAGAUCCUUGCUGCUGCUUCUGAUGGGAUGAUCAAUGUAGAUGAUACUACUGGACAAUCUGUUCUGCAGGACGCCUUCCAAAUUCUGUCAAGCAAAGAAAUCCGAAUAUCAGCCAACCGUGGGGUGCAAUCCGACUCAGCUGACAUGGAUGAUGAAACUGGGGACGGUGGACCUGCAGCUGCUGGUAAGGGAAACACUAUAACUCAAGCUGUCAAGAAAGGUCUUAUACAGAACACCAUCCCCAUCUUCAUUGACUUGAAACGUCUGCUUGAGAGCAAAAACAGUUCUCUUAUUGGUUCUCUCAUGGAAUGCCUCCGGGUCCUUCUCAAGGACUACAAGAAUGAGAUUGAUGAAAUACUAGUUGCUGACAAGCAGCUCCAGAAAGAGCUUAUAUACGACAUGCAGAAAUAUGAGACGAUGAAGUCUAAAACAACUGCUGCUGAGGCUGUUGCGACGAUGCAAAGAUCGGAUACUUACCAAUCCCCUGCUGUUUCCGACAUGUUGAAGAAGGCGAAGCUGCACAGCGAUCCGAAGGUUGCUUCGGCAAUAGCAGAGGCCUCGGCAUUAGCAGUUGCUCAGUCUGUGCUAAGGGAUGUGAAUCAUGGGGCCGCAACACCACCGCUGAGUGCAAUGAGGGCACCUAAGCUCAAGUCCUGCUCAGCAACAGGAUUGGCAAGUCGAGGAGAACGGUCUGCAGCUGUGCUACAAUCUCUGAGGAGAAGGCAGACGUUUGAUUCUGAUGAUGAAAAUUGAUUCCCCCCCUUCCAGUUUGAGAUUUUGGAAGCUAAGCUUGAUCCAUGUAUGUUGUAAGUACCGCCAAUGUAAAAGGUUUCUCUUGAGUAGAGUAACUCACUUGUAUGUAUCGUGGCUGCUUAGGAGUUAGGAUUAGCUUUUUCACAAUGUAAAAACAGGUUCCAAAUGAAAUCUAUACAAAUUUUUUCAAUAAAAGAAUUA